This is a messenger RNA of Exophiala dermatitidis NIH/UT8656, 828 nucleotides long. RefSeq lists its product as uncharacterized. The transcript is spliced from 2 exons. Gene Ontology annotation, biological process: retrograde vesicle-mediated transport, Golgi to endoplasmic reticulum. The coding region runs from base 1 to 828 and encodes 275 amino acids. Lineage: Eukaryota; Fungi; Ascomycota; Eurotiomycetes; Chaetothyriales; Herpotrichiellaceae. The record is from RefSeq and is a predicted model, not a curated record.
AUGGCGGAUACGGAAGAGACUCCUGCCCAGCGACAGGCGAGGAUUCGGAGGCAGAAGCGAGAAGCAAAAAUUACAGGUUCGGCAACCGAAAGGCUCGACAAGAUUACAAGGCUGAGUGGGAGGACACCGGAGAGCAUGAGAAGCGAAUCUCCUUCAUCGACACCGGCACGCGUGUCUACGCCUCCUCAAGUGCCUUCAUCACCAAAUGCGGGACCGGAAACCAGGCCAACUCCAGAACAAGUGAAAGCGCAGGAGGAGUAUUUGAGAGCGUUACUGAGACAGCCUGUACCCCAGGAUGGAGGAGCUCAGCCGGAACAAGAAGAAGACCCUAUGGUCAAGAUGCUACAGGCCAUGAUGGGAGGAAUGAAUGUUCCAAGCGACCCGGCUGCUCCUGGAGCUCCAGGUGCAACUCCCGGAUUAUCUCCGGACGACAUAUCAAAGGCUACAGGGCUGCCGCCGUUUGUAACCAACAUGAUGAUGGGAGGACAGAAGGCUCCACCGACGGAAGCGGAGAUACAAGCGACGAGGUUGUGGAAAGUCCUGCAUGUCAUUUUUGCCAUCAUGGCAGGACUGUACCUGGUGUUCAGAAUCAACACGUCGAUCGAAGCAUUUGGCGAGAAUCCCCCGGCGCCAGCAACCUUCCAGAACCCUUUUCUAGUGUUCGCGACUGGCGAGUUGCUUAUGCAAACUACCAGGGUGGCCACCCUAGGGCGUUCGGGCAAAAGCGGAUUUGGGUUGUGGAGUCAGAUGUUUAGGGAAUUUAUCGGGGAUGGUGCGAUCCUGGUGUUUAUGCUAGGUAUAGCGUCGUGGUGGAAAGGAAGUGUAUAG